AUGGAUUCGACUGAACAGCUCCCCGUCCCACCAACCUCUGCCACCUCCUCAAAUGGCCGCCAAUCACCGAGCAAUAGGACGGAAACCAUUCUCAGCCUCGUCGAGAUGCUCCUCCAGGAGGGCGCAUUAAAAUCUGAAGCAUCGAAGGCACAAGCACCCAGUUUCGAAGACGAUCGGGACGUUCCCAGUGUGGAUGAGCAUAUUCAAGCAGCGGGAGCUGAUGCCUUCAACAGGUUCCAAAGAUCUGUCAAUUCUCUAGACAAAGAAUUGCGCAAUUUCGCGAACGCCGCUCGUCAACUGGGAAGCUCUGUCGCCAUUCUCGCCUCCGGCUUCCACCUUCGAGAACGCCUAGCGCAACUCCUCUUCCUUUAUCGUGAAAACGCAGCAGAUCUCUUUCCACGCAAGGUCUCGCAUGUCGUCCGGGAAAACGCCAACGGCGUCGAUUCGGGCGUAUAUCCAGGAAGUCGGAAGAGACCUCGCACACUGAGAGGAAAGGCUCCCCAUCUGCACGUUCCCAGACCCACCGUCACGGAAAACCUCGAUCCCGAAGACUUCCCGGAACAGUUGGAGCUCCUGGCGAGAGAUGUUAGAACAUUUUUGAACUGUCUCAAUGAAUUUCCUGAAUUCACUGACGAGGCCGUUAAUGCCUCCAUCCUCUCCUUCGAGGGAGACCUCCGGUAUUGGGCUUCAUGUCUACGUGAAUAUUCGGGCCAAUUCAGGUAUCCAGCAGUCCAGAGGUAUAUCCACGAGCUGUCGCAGGAGAUCAAGGAGCACCUGGACACUAUCACGUCGUCACUCCGCAUGUUCAUCGAAGUUGGUGUUCCUACGAUCCGCUUUGCUCAGAAACACGGAUCCAACAACCUCCUCAAUUUAUCCACUAUUGCAACAUUUUUCUCUGCAGUCACCGCAACCACCCUGCAAUUCUCAUUCGAACGAGCGGAACUCCCGGAUGAACAAGCAGUCAAUACAUUCUGGUUCGCUUCCUUGGUCUUCAGUAUUGCCGCGGCUGUGAAUAGCCUGCUUGGUCUAACUUGGAAGCAGGCGAUGUAUCGUUCCCCAGGUCAUCGUGUCCCCUGGUGGGUCUUGAUUUGGAUCAAGCGUUCUCCCCUCGUGUUUUUGGUGCUUUCAGUGGCAUGCUUUUCGAUUGGCCUCUGCUUGUUCGCCUACUCCUCUCAUCAGGGGCCAGUCACGUCGACAGUCACAACUGUUCUCACGGCGUUCACGUCUUUCGGUCUCGCAGCUGUGUCAGCAUGGUUUGCCUCGGAACGAUGGGCCUUUGCCCGUCAUCGUGGUCAGAAAUGGCUUAGCGAUGUCCUCAAUGAAACCGUUGAAGAGUUCAUUCGCCUGCCUGGAAUCAACUGGAUUUACAAGGCCUGCGCGUUCCUCUCUCGCCAUCUGGUGAGGUUUGGCCAUAUCUGCCACCAGAUCUCUUCGACCAUCAAAGACAUUGGGGCCAGUUGUAUCCAUCGUCGAUCUGACGAGAAAAGCGACGACCUUGAGGCCAAUGGGAUCCCGAAAUCCGCAACACUCCCCGUUGCCUUCACCCCCGAGCCGUCGAGGUCCACGAGAUUCUCCGCCGAUACCCUUGUGUCACCAACUGUGGAGUCUGUUCCCAGCUCGAAGCCCCCGCCUCUGCCUGCUAACUUUCCUCUCUCGCCCCAAUCGAACGAUGUGGGUACGGGGCCAACUUCAGCCGUGACAAGUAUCACGUCACCCAGUUCCCCCAAUCCGCCUGCUCCCCCGAGUCAUGGCAGGCUGUUAUGGAAGAAUGCGAUAAAGACGGUCAAGAUACACCAGCAACAAUCUGCGCUAGCUGCCCAAGCUAGCGCUGCCGAAGGCGAGGCCUCCACGUCGACAUCACCUCCGGUGGUUGGACGAUUCCCUGUCAGGCGUAGGACCACGUCUUCCACUGGCACAGGAAGUGGGCUACCCCUCAACGAAAAGAAGAAAACACUCGUCCCAGAGCCUAUCGCCGUGGUCAAGUCGCGGAUAUCAUCGCUGGUGCCCAAGUUAUCCAUGAUGGAAGCCACCCAAGAUUUGUCCGCUCAUACCGCCCUUGUACGACACCUCCAAUUUUCACCUGAUGGCCGGUAUCUGGCGACGUCGAGCUGGGAUCGGACUUCUGUCAUCUUCAAAGUCGGGGACCCCUGUGUGCAGCACCGUGUUCUCGCACAUACUCAAGGUUUCGUCGGUCAAGUCGCAUGGUCACCUACUGGGAACAUCCUCCUUACCAAAUUGCCUCGUGGUAUCAAGAUAUGGAUCGCAGACUCUUCUCAUUCAGACCUGCUGUCAAUCAACGCAGAGAGGAUUUGCACGAAGCCCAUCAAUCGCAAUGUCGCCGUUGAAACCUUGACAUGGAUGCCAGACGGACAAUCAUUCCUUUCGGUGGAAGAAUCGACUGUCACGAAGAUGAACUUGCAAGGGCGGGUAUUGGAACAAUACGACUUUGGAAACAUCAAGCUUCAUGAUGUGGCGGUAACGCCAGACUCUGCGCGUCUCGUUGGUGUCGGUCCUCUACUAGCAUCCCCGACUGGACUUCAACCGAGCAAAUCUCGUGUGGAGAAACGGCUCGUCGUAUAUAAUCUCGAAAUGAAGCAGGUCGAAAGCCAAGUACCGGUACUGAACGACGUUCGCGAUAUCACCAUCUCUCAGAACAUCCGCGGGGAUUGGAUUGCACUCAUCAGCUACGAAAACAAGGCCCCGCCACAGCUCUGGAAGAUUGAAUUGGUCCGGGAUAGGGAGAAUAUGAGCUCAGUCGCUCGGCUGACGCUUCGACAUACAUACAUGCCCAAGGUGUCGGUAGACUUCGCUGGACCCAGCUACUUUGGUGGAAAGAACAACGAACUGGUUCUCUGUCCAGGGAAGGCCGGCGAUAUUCACAUCUGGGACCAAGAAUCCGGCGCUUUACUGCACCUCAUCAAGGGUCAAGCUCACGGUGGCGAUAUGACCUGUCUGGCUUGGAACCACUCCGCCGAUGACCCAUUCAUGUUCGCAACGGGAAGCCAUGACGGCGCAGUUCGCAUUUGGACGAGAUUGGGAUCUGAGGUCGAAGUCCCCGUGCACGACACGCGACCAACCAUCCCAUUCCCGCUUCCCUAUUACAAAUAUGCCAUUGAGCGCACCGACAGCCCAGACAACGUUCUGCCGGAUAAUGUCUCGACCCACAGUACCCAAGGAAGUGUCCGCGAACGCGGCCGUCGACCACGCGCUCUCAGCUUCUCAAGUUCGGCUUCUUCGAAGCUUUAA
Coprinopsis cinerea okayama7#130 is the source of this 3246-nucleotide messenger RNA. RefSeq lists its product as hypothetical. Gene Ontology annotation, biological process: proteasome-mediated ubiquitin-dependent protein catabolic process. Gene Ontology annotation, molecular function: protein binding. The transcript is spliced from 18 exons. Lineage: Eukaryota; Fungi; Basidiomycota; Agaricomycetes; Agaricales; Psathyrellaceae. Bases 1 to 3246 code for a protein of 1081 amino acids. Gene Ontology annotation, cellular component: GID complex. The record is from RefSeq and is a predicted model, not a curated record.